GGCAUUAUCAUUGCCUGCCGGGACAAGCUCCUCCCUAUGACAUCGCAUCUCCAAAGGGGAGGGACACGUUCAUUCAACAAACACCCCGUCAAGAAGACACUUUACGACAUUCACAUGUCAAGAUGGCGGCGGGUGUCGACGAGAAAGAUAGAAAGACAAUAGUCUUUCUCCAUCCCGACCUGGGAAUUGGCGGCGCAGAGAGAUUGGUUGUCGAUGCCGCCGUAGGCCUUCAGAACCGUGGCCAUAAGGUGGUCAUCUUUACCAGCCAUUGCGAUCCCAGACACUGCUUUGAUGAAGCUCGCGAUGGAACCCUCGACGUUCGCGUCCGCGGCAACUCCAUCAUCCCCCCCUCCCUCCUCGGCCGCUUCUCCAUCCUCUGCGCCAUCCUCCGCCAACUGCACCUAAUCCUACAAAUCACCCUCCUAACCUCCGAACUACGCACCCUCUCCCCCUCCGCCUUCUUCGUCGACCAACUCAGCGCCGGCCUACCCCUGCUCAAACUUCUCGUCCCGACCACUCCCAUCUUCUUCUACUGCCACUUCCCCGACCUGCUCCUCGUCCAAGGGCGCCAAAAAUGGUACAAGCGCCUCUACCGCCUGCCCUUCGACACAUGGGAAGAAUGGUCCAUGGGCUUCGCCGAUUCCAUCGCCGUCAACUCGUCGUUUACCAAAGGGAUCGUCUCGCAAACAUGGCCCAGUCUCGCCAGCAAACGCAGCCUGGAAGUCGUCCACCCAUGCAUCGACGUGCGCUCUACCUCCGACUUCAGCCAAAACCCCAGUGACGACGACAAGGAUGUACUCCCCUGGACCAAAAAGGGCAUUUUUUUGUCUAUCAACCGCUUCGAGCGCAAAAAGGACAUAGCUCUGGCCAUCAAGGCCUUUGCCUCCCUUUCUCCAGAGCAAAGAGGGAAAGCAAAGUUGAUUAUCGCGGGGGGGUAUGAUAACCGCGUGCAUGAGAACGUGUCUUACCAUAUGGACCUGGUGGACUUGGCUGAGGGAGCUCCUUACCAUCUCAAGACGGCAACGGCCAAAACGGUCGUGUCGGCGCUGAAUACCUCGCCUGAUGUGGAAGUCCUUUUCCUGUUGUCGGUUCCCAACACCUUCAAGGAAAUCUUGCUGCGGUCAGCGAAGUUGUUGGUCUACACACCAAGUAACGAACACUUUGGUAUCGUCCCGCUCGAGGCCAUGUUAAGGGGGGUGCCGGUGUUGGCGGCGAAUAAUGGUGGACCGACGGAGACGGUGGUGGAAGGGGAGACGGGGUGGUUGAGAGACCCGAAUGAAGUAGGGGAGUGGGCCAAGGUUAUGGAUAAGGUGUUGAAUGGAAUGGGGGAGGAAGAGUUGAAGAGGAUGGGGAAGAAAGGGAUGGAGAGGGUCAAGGGUAGGUUUGCGGACACGCAGAUGGCGGAGAGGUUGGAGGAGAUUAUUGAAAGGAUGCCCAAGGGGGAGGCGGCGCAUAGUGGAAUGGUUGUUUUGGUAGUGGGAGCUGCGGUGGCGGCUGUUGCUGGGGUUGUCAGUGCUGUGUAUUGGAAACUUUGGUGAGCGGGUUGUUUGGUGUGUUUGAAAUGAUGAUAGUUUUGUAUAGAUGGAUAGAGAUCACUUGGGUUGGAGUUCUUGUCUGAAUGAUAACAUUGAUAUCACUACAUUGAAGUAAACACCAACAACACUGGCAAACAUGAGACCAUCCAUCCUCACUUCCAUAGGUCGUGUAUUAUCCCGUUUUCCCAUCCUAGGCGUAGCAUCUCGAUUGCAUCCCGCCAAUUACCAAGGCAAAUCUGUUAUGAUCGCCGUCCUCGGGCUAUCUUCGUGUUUCACACAACAACCUUUGUAGAUACUCAUGUAUUCCCUCUAUUCCAUCAAGAAUCGAGAAUCGCUCUACAGGAUCUGUCCUCAGCUUGGUAAAUGCCUUCCCCCUGGAAUCAUAUAAAACAUCCCCUCAUCGCGCCCAAUACACUUCCCUCCCUCGCUCCCU
Molecule: messenger RNA, 1968 nt
Organism: Neurospora hispaniola
Lineage: Eukaryota; Fungi; Ascomycota; Sordariomycetes; Sordariales; Sordariaceae
Product: UDP-Glycosyltransferase/glycogen phosphorylase
Exons: 2
Coding region: 123-1538 (471 amino acids)
Cellular component (GO): endomembrane system
Molecular function (GO): GDP-Man:Man(1)GlcNAc(2)-PP-Dol alpha-1,3-mannosyltransferase activity; alpha-1,3-mannosyltransferase activity
Source: RefSeq, a predicted model, not a curated record